Molecule: messenger RNA, 1512 nt
Organism: Capsella rubella
Lineage: Eukaryota; Viridiplantae; Streptophyta; Magnoliopsida; Brassicales; Brassicaceae
Product: B3 domain-containing transcription factor VRN1
Exons: 5
Coding region: 155-1180 (341 amino acids)
Molecular function (GO): DNA binding
Source: RefSeq, a predicted model, not a curated record
UCUCUCUCUCUCUCUGUCUCUGUCCUUUUAUUCUCCGUCGUCGUUUCAUGAUCUGACUCUCUCUCUCUCUCUCUCUGGUCGUCUCUUCUUCUUUUUUUCCUUUUUUUCUUUUUUUUUUCUUUCUUUUUCUUACUUCGUCACUGUUGUGCUGAACAUGCCACGCCCUUUCUUCCAUAAGUUGAUUUUCUCAUCUACUAUCCAAGAAAAGCGUCUGAGAGUCCCAGAUAAGUUUGUGAGUAAAUUCAAGGAUGAGCUUUCGGUUGCUGUUGCACUCACAGUACCUGAUGGUCAUGUUUGGCGUGUAGGACUAAGGAAAGCUGACAACAAAAUUUGGUUUCAAGAUGGUUGGCAAGAGUUUGUUGACCGUUACUCCAUUCGCAUUGGUUAUCUUUUGAUUUUUAGAUAUGAAGGAAACUCUGCCUUCAGCGUCUACAUUUUCAAUUUAUCACACUCUGAAAUCAAUUACCAUUCAACCGGUCUCAUGGAUUCCGCACACAACCACUUCAAACGCGCCCGUUUAUUUGAAGACCUUGAAGAUGAAGAUGCCGAGGUCAUCUAUCCUUCUUCCUUGUACCCAUCAACACUUCCUGAGUCUACAGUACAAGCCAAUAAAGGGUAUACUGGUUCAGCCAUCCAAAGCUUAUUCUCUGGAUCUGUUAAAGCUGAAGAAUCAAUGCCAACCCCAAAAAUUCCGAAAAAGAGAGGGAGGAAGAAGAAAAAUGCUGAUCCUGAGGAAAUAAACUCAUCUGCUCCUCGCGAUGAUGACCCAGAGAACCGUUCAAAGUUCUACGAGAGUGCUUCUGCUAGAAAGAGAACCGUGACUGCAGAAGAAAGAGAGAGGGCCAUCAAUGCAGCCAAAACGUUCGAGCCAACAAACCCUUUCUUCAGAGUUGUCCUGCGACCAUCCUAUCUAUACAGAGGCUGCAUCAUGUAUCUUCCUUCGGGGUUUGCUGAGAAGUACCUAAGUGGGAUCUCUGGGUUCAUCAAGGUCCAGCUGGCGGAGAAACAAUGGCCUGUACGAUGUCUCUACAAAGCUGGGAGAGCCAAAUUCAGUCAAGGAUGGUACGAGUUUACUCUGGAGAACAACCUAGGAGAAGGAGACGUGUGUGUGUUCGAGCUGCUCAGAACCAGAGAUUUCGUUCUGAAAGUAACGGCCUUUCGAGUCAGUGAGUACGUCUGAGCAAAGUGUUAUGGUGUGAUCAGUCUGCAGUGGGGAUUUCCAAGUACAAUUUCGUGUAGGGUAUCUUAAUUUAAAAACAACUAAAACUCUCUCUCUCUGUCCGUGUCAUUGCGUCAGUGUCUCGUUUUUUUUCUUCUCGGGUUUAGUUGUGCUUUCGAUGUGGAUAUGUUGUUUUUACUCAUUAUAUAUAACCUCGGAGUGGAACUCAAAUUGUUUGAGUAGAAGAAGUUAGGGUUUAAGAAGUUUUAAAAGUUUGUAAAUACCUAAUCUCCAUCAAUUUGGUAUCUGAACUUAUGACCAUAAUGAUGAUAUGAUGAAGAUGGGUUUGUGUU